AUGGAAGCCCCUCUUAUGAUUGCACCACAUGAACUAGCGCCGAGUCCCAGUACUGAUCUUGAAGGGGAUACGGUUCUAAGUGAUCCUGAGAACCACCUAGGUGACUUGCCCCACCACAAUACAAAAAAGGCUCUAGCGCGUGGAAAAUCACAAUGGAUGCAAAGGUCCGCACUUCGCAAGCACUUUCGACUUUCUCAAACAGAUGGUUUGACCACAGCUAGCUGUAUACAUUGCGGAAGAACCUUCUACGAAAGCAAUUCUACGGGUAAUCUCUCCAAGCACGUCAAGAACAUUCACCCCUGCCAGUACAGAUCCCAAAAGGCUGCAACUAUAAAGGAGCGUUCGCUAGACUCUUUGAUCAUGAAAUCUCGCUCGCUUCCGCUGCCGGGAGAAAUUGCUCGCGAGUGUAUGCACAGUCCUGGCUCCAUCGGGACAAUUGGCUUUUUGACGGAAAGACUGUUGCCGUUUUCGUUUGUCAGCUCUAGAACGUGGAAAUGGAUAUGUAAGGCAUGUCCAGAAAUGUCAUUCAUUCAAUCUCGCACCACGAUAAAUACAAAACUCGAAACCUACUCCCAAUGGUUUGAUAAGGCACUCGUUGCGGCUCUAGAACAAACCGAUUUCAUAAACUUAGAGCUAGAUGUGUGGACUGGAGGCAACGGUCACUCUUAUUUGGGUAUUGCAGCUUCAUUCGCUCCGAACUUGCUGAAUGAAAAGAUGUUACAAGGCGUUGGAGAAAAGGCAUUACUCAAUAACUGUGAAGAGACCAAUAACAGUCACCUUUUGGAUUUUGUUGAUAUCAGCGGCUCACGCCAUACAGGUGAAAGUCUGCAUACCACGGUCGUGGAGGUUUUGAACCGAUUUAGAAUAACAAAUAAAGUCCUCUCCUUUACCUCUGACAAUGCUACUAAUAAUACGGCCAUGCAUUCUUUCCUUCUUCACAAUCUCAUAAAACCUUCGAGGACGACGGCAUUCAAGAAGACAAAAAACUUUCAUCAUGUUCGCUGCGCAAGUCACAUUUUGAACCUUCUGUUUCAGGAGAUUGUGAGAAAGCUGAGGGAAGAUGAGAGGUUUGAAAAAGGCUUGAGAGAUGUUAGUGCGUUCGCCAAAAUAAUCAAGAGGUCAUCUCUUUUAAGGUCUGCUAUAGCGGAUGCUAGAUUACCCUUGGUGCCUUCGGCUCCCGAAACGCGGUGGAUUUUCAUUUGGAAACAGGUCGCUACAUUUCUAAAGCAUCACAAAGGAUAUUUAGGGUGGGCUCAGAGUUUGAAGUCAAAUGAACAAUAUCACAAUGUCCUUCCGAAGAUAGAAAUGCGGCUGCAGCUCACGGACGAAACAGUACAACUCUUAGAGUAUUUUACGAGCUGUUGCUCGAUCUUCCAGCUAAUGAACGAUACUUUGCAAGACAACAAUGCAAGCAACAUAGCUAAUGCAGUCACUUUCUAUUCCACGAUGAAGGAAUUUUAUGACUUAUGCAGCAGGUGUGAAACGGAAACCAUUCCAGCUUCUCCAGAGGGGUUUUUUGAUUUCACCUUCAUUAAUGGAAAGUUCGAACUCUCUGAAGAGAUAAAGAGUACUGUUUUGAAAGCCAUCAUCUCUUCCAGGUCAAAAUUCGACGAAUACUUCGAGUUGUAUGAAAAGAACGACAUCUACUUUGUUGCGGCGUUCUUGGAUCCUAGUAUCAAAGGCGAUUAUUUUAAAGAAUUUUUUGGUGAUAAUGAGGGAUCAGAGCACUUUCGAAGGGUAGAGGCAUAUGUCAAGGGCUACCUCAAGCAGUGCCAAUCCGAAAACCAUCCGUACAUUGACAAUAUGCUCAAGCCAGUGAACACGAAUCGCGUCACCAAGUUCAAAAGGCUAAAAUUGCAUUUCAAGCAGCCUCCAGAAAGAACCUCUAAAGCUCUGGAAGAAUGGGAGAACUAUAAGGCUGAUUCUCAUUUAACUUCAGAUUCUUUGACAGAUGCCGUGAAGUGGUGGUACUCGCGGCGUUUGACCUACCCUCAUUUGUUUCCGUUGGCUUUAUCCAUGUUGUACACAAAGUUCAGCACAUGCGGUAUUGAGAGAACAUUCUCUAUCAGUGGAAAACUAAUGAGAAGCGACCGCAGAAGUCUCGGGAGCGCUAAUGCGAGGAGAAUCAUGCUUUUAAGAGACCGCUUUUUUAACUUCGGCCUGUACGACAAGGAACUUCUACUCACGAAACCGGGCGAUGCCGAUGAUUUUAUAAAUAUAUCAUCUGAUGAAGAACCCCUUGAGGAUGAUUGUCAGGAUGAUGAUUACGGUGUUGAUGAUGAUGAUGCCUAUGAUGAUGAUGACCAUCGACGGUCGCUGGGCGGCGUAAUUAGUAUUUUGACCAGUAUUUAG
This is a messenger RNA of Lachancea sp. 'fantastica', 2352 nucleotides long. NCBI's taxonomy places the organism in Eukaryota, Fungi, Ascomycota, Saccharomycetes, Saccharomycetales, Saccharomycetaceae. The record is from the annotation of a GenBank genome assembly.